UUCCAAUGUGUUAGAUUCUGGGAGGAGGGGUACUCGACUUUGGAAUUUACAACCUCCGGACGUUCGAUUGGAACGUGGUGUUGGCAGCGCAGGGAAUGAUCCACUGAGGCCGAGUUGCCUCUUCAAGCGGGGCGGCUGCAACCUUCCCCCAAUCAUCCCGCAAGUCAAGACUUUUUCGUUUUAUUUUUCGUUCUGUCCUCUUACAAUCGCUUUCCAUUCUCUGCAUUCGCCAUGCUGCUGCUGGUCCCUUGCCUGAGGAGAGUUUUGCGACCCGCCCGGACUCUGGCGUGUAGCCUCGGCUCUGGAAGGAGAAGCGAAAGCUGUCCGUUCCUUCUCCCUGCCCCUUCGUUGCUGUCCUGCCGGAGCACCGUCGCCCCAGCCGCUGCUUUUCCCCCGCGCUGCUUCGGCACCCAUUCGGCCAAGGAGCCGGUGGAGCCCCUGAACACGGCGCAGGGAGCCCGGGAUUUUAUCUACAGCCUGCACUCGAAAGAGAGGAAGAGUCUGUUGCAGGAGCUCCAGAGAUUCGAGGCCAUGGCGAUGGCACAAGAAGAAAUGGAAGUUAAGCCUCCGUCAUCAGCACAGCACAGAUACGUGUUUCUUCACAGUGCAAUACCUUUCAUUGGGUUUGGUUUCCUGGACAAUGCUAUAAUGAUUGUCGCAGGGACACAGAUUGAGUUAUCCAUUGGAGUUAUUUUUGGCAUUUCCACAAUGGCAGCUGCAGCGCUCGGCAACCUUGUGUCUGACGUAGCUGGCCUGGGACUUGCAGGGUAUGUGGAGGCUCUUGCAUCAAGACUGGGUCUACCAAGUCCUGAUCUAAACCCAAAACAGGCUGAUAUGUGGCAAACACGACUUAGCUCACAGCUGGGCAAGGUUAUAGGUGUGACCAUUGGUUGCAUCCUAGGAAUGUUUCCACUGCUUUUCUUUAAAACAGAAGAAGAAGAAAAGCUAGAAGAAAGCAAGAAUUAAAUUAAUGUGCCAAAUGAUGAACUAUUUCAGCGUGUUGAAUCUGAAGUUUGCAUUGUAAAAUAAUCUGGAAAUAUAACAGCAGCAUUUUGAUGGACAGAAGUGAAAUCUGGACUGUGAUGUAGUGGAAUAUUGACAUUAAUAAGUCAAUACUUACAAACACAUUUUUCAUGAACUCAGUGCAGCGAAACUGGUCUAUUGACGCCUUAUGGCACUUCUGUUCCACAUUUGGGGGAAAUCAAACGCACGCACACACUAAAUGGUUGGCUAAGUGGUCUUUGAAAUCAGUUUCGUUGCAUGUCAUACUGCCUUGUUUUCGUUAAUAUGAUUAUUUGUUUCAAAAUAAAUUAAUUUUGUUGAGUUGUGACUGCUAUUUUUAUCCAAGGAUGUAAUUUUAAAACCAAUCAUAGACAUUAAUAAUACUACCAAUUGAAGGGAAAUUUGUGUUGCAGUGUUGUCUCUAAUUCGGUUUAUGAAGUCUUAUUAUUUUUUGGGAAAUAUGACUGAACUAUAGUAUCGAAGCAGUGUAUGUGUUCACAUAAUUUAGUUCCUAUUUUUGUGCACUUGAUCUUUAUAUUUGAAACAUACUCUCUUAAAUGGUAUACUUGCAACCAAUGCUCGACUUAAAAGCAACGUGCUGUAAAGUUAAAAACCAUCUGAAAGGCAUGUAGAAAUGUAACUCCAAUCUCAAUAUCUUUAGGAAA
This is a messenger RNA of Hemiscyllium ocellatum (epaulette shark), 1667 nucleotides long. It is a transcript of the gene tmem65, whose product is annotated as transmembrane protein 65. The record is from RefSeq and is a predicted model, not a curated record. Gene Ontology annotation, biological process: cardiac ventricle development; regulation of cardiac conduction. The transcript is spliced from 7 exons. The coding region runs from base 232 to 966 and encodes 244 amino acids. Lineage: Eukaryota; Metazoa; Chordata; Chondrichthyes; Orectolobiformes; Hemiscylliidae. Gene Ontology annotation, cellular component: mitochondrion.